UCUUGCUGCAAACUGAUAAAAGGCAAAAAGUAGAGAAUGCUCAUUCUUCUCUCUCUCUAAACACCAUUAUCAUUAUAUAAGUGCACAGUGAAAUUCACACACAAUAUUGUACAGUAUAGUUUUUGUUUACAAUUAAAAGUCAGCGCCAAGAAAAUAAAUCAGACCAUUUCUUUCCUAGUACAUACAUACGCAGUGAUCUGAUGGAUGAUGACUGGGAUCUCCACGCCGUGGUGAGAGGCUGCGCCGCCAGCUCGACAACCGCUACAGUUUCCACCACCGCCGCCGCCGAUGACCCUUUUCCACCUUUCCAUGACAACGGCCAAAACCCCUUCGAUUUUUCUGUGGAUGUCAGAAACGAUCCUUUCCAAGGUUUGCGAGAAAUCUACCAAGAAUUCUGCGGCGAGGAUCAGCCGCCAACCUCCGCCAGCGUAAUGCCCUCUCCGCCGCCGCCGCGUCAAGAUUUCAUGCAGUUCAAGCCGCCGCCGCCGCUCCGAUUGAAUAUGCCAAUUCAUGAAAAUGUACGGUUUCACAUAGGCUCUUCCCAUCAAAACUAUCCCGCCGCGAUUCCGCCGCCGGUUCGGCCGCGGAGAAGGAAAAACCAGCAGAUGAAAAUGGUGCGUCAAAUGACACAAGAAGAGCUCUCUGCGGAUUCAUGGGCGUGGCGAAAAUACGGCCAAAAACCCAUCAAAGGUUCUCCAUAUCCGAGAAACUACUACCGGUGCAGCACAUCGAAAGGCUGCGCCGCGAGAAAGCAGGUGGAGCGGAGCCCGAACGAUCCGGAGAUCUUCGUGGUCUCGUACUCGGGCGAGCACACGCACCCGCGCCCGACCCACCGGAGCUCGCUCGCCGGAAGCACCCGCGCCAAGCUGUCUUCUCCGCGGCCUAAACCGGGCGGCGGAAAUGGCACGCUUUUAUCUCAAAAGGGCCCGAUGUCGGCUUCUUCCUCCUCGUCGCCGGCCACUCCCUCCGUGGAAGGCGAAGGUGUGGCGCAGAGCGAAGACGUGAAGAUAGGCGAGGGGGAAGACGACGACGAGAAUAUAAUCAUGAUCCCGAGCGAUAUGAUGAACGAUGAUGACGACAUGUUCAGUGGAUUUCAAGAUUCCGAUGGUCACUCCAGCGGCGGCGCCGGGGACUUGUUUUCCCCUGGUUUGAUGUCUUCACCGCCGUGGACGCCCACCGGAUCCGCCGCCACAUUCAACGCCGGUGGCGGAGGAAGUCAUUGAUCUUUCUAGACACAUUGACAGGAAUCAAGGACAAGGAAUAUCUAUCUUCCAUAAACUAUUAUUUUCUUCUAAUUUGUACCUUAGCAUUAAACAUCUGUUUCUAAUUUGUAUAUUGAGUUUAUUUUGGA
This is a messenger RNA of Salvia splendens (bonfire salvia), 1351 nucleotides long. RefSeq names its product WRKY transcription factor 22. Gene Ontology annotation, biological process: regulation of DNA-templated transcription. Gene Ontology annotation, molecular function: DNA-binding transcription factor activity; transcription cis-regulatory region binding. NCBI's taxonomy places the organism in Eukaryota, Viridiplantae, Streptophyta, Magnoliopsida, Lamiales, Lamiaceae. Bases 201 to 1223 code for a protein of 340 amino acids. Gene Ontology annotation, cellular component: nucleus. The record is from RefSeq and is a predicted model, not a curated record. The transcript is spliced from 3 exons.